AUGGGACUCCUCAACUGGUGGAGCAAUCUUCGCGACUCUAUGCACUCAGUCAAGGAGACCGAAACACGAACAGCCCACCGGCUUGCCAACUCGCCUCCCGAACUAUGGUCCAGUAAAGAUCACAUUGCAUCGCGACGACUUCGUUUUCGACGAGAUCUAGCUCUCAAAAAGGCAAAGAAAGAAAACAGGAGUAUUGUGCCAGUCGUGAUGAGAUAUCCCGAGGGCCCAUACUGGCCAUAUACCCCAGAGGACGAUAUGGAGGAAUACCUCAAAGCAUAUAAACGCAAGAGAAAGCUCGACACUUUUCAAGCUCGCCAUCCACACUUGCAAAUCCAUCAGACGGACGCAAAUCCCUUCCAUGCGUAUAACCCUUGGAACGGCGAAACUUUCUUGCUAUAUUGA
Molecule: messenger RNA, 402 nt
Organism: Nannizzia gypsea CBS 118893
Lineage: Eukaryota; Fungi; Ascomycota; Eurotiomycetes; Onygenales; Arthrodermataceae
Exons: 1
Coding region: 1-402 (133 amino acids)
Source: RefSeq, a predicted model, not a curated record